GCUUCCUUCGGAUCCUUCAUCUCGCUCUACAGAGUUCUGACUGAACACGGAGCUUCCAUAAUUUCAUACCUCGAAAAGAAAAGGAAGAAAAAAAAGGCGAAGAAGAAACGAUCAAUUCGUCUUCCAAGUCGUUGUUGUUUUCUAGCGCGUGUUGUUUAAGCUAAAGCAUGGGAAUCUAGGACAUUAAGCGUUUCCCUUACCCCUAUGCUCAGGGUGUCGCCAUCGAACGAAGGUACCAAACUCCCCUGAACUCGGCCGUGUCGCCUGUCACCUUUCGAACACCCGAGAAAAUAUGUACAAGUCUACGGGAGGCCCCCCUCCGCGGGGUGGCAUCCUCAGUGUUCUCAAAGCAACCGAGAUGUUGGACUCGAGACCCAGUCUCCCAGCAGAGAUCCUCGUUGCUGUCCUCGACUUCCUCCCUGUUUCCGAUCUUAUGCGAGUUGCCCAAUGCUCCUGGCGAAUGCGAGAGAUGGUGUACGAUGACACGAGAUGGGUUGCGCGAUUGAAGAGCAUGGGAUGCUGGAAUGAAAUAGAGGCGAGGAGGCGGUUUGACGAGGCGAGGCGCCGCAAGCGCGAAGCUUUGGAUAAAUCCAAGGCUGCCAGCAAGCAGCCUGCAUCAGAUCCGCCGUCCCAUACAGCCUCUAAACCAGAGGAUACGACCAUCUUUGAUGCCUCGGUGGAAGCGGACCGGCAGAAGCGCUUGUCUGCGACCAUACCAGUCGAUGGGUUUGAGACGAUGACACUAGAAACAGCACAUCCAAACGAUCCGCCCAAAGAUCCCCGAGACGUGUUGGAGGUCUUCAAGAAUGUGCGGAGCAUACGGGGUUACGCGAGGCAGGAAUAUGGAAAGAUUUAUGGAGCAUUGGCCCCUUUCUACUACGACCUAGCCAGAGCGCAGAGCCAUACGGAUCCUAUAGUCUUCCAGGCUUUCAGGGACCCCGAGCAACAGGCCCAGAUGCUCGCCAACCUCCACGUCUUUGCCCGGAGUGACUGGGCACAGGGGUGGAUGUUAAGAGAGGAGAAGCUUUCGACCAUGUCGGGCAUUUUCGAAAGCGCCGUGCUCCGAGAAUUCGAGCAAGGUUACGAAUUCUGGGAUGUUGACGGGAGGAUGCGGCGGUACGCCCACGUUCUUCAUGAAUUGAACGGCGGCCAUGCGGUCGUGGAACUUUUCAUCCACAAGCACCCUCUCUUCGGUGACCACGAGGUGAUAGCCGCCAACUCGGUGGACUGUCUGAAUCGAGCUGUCUCUGGCGGUAUCACGCUGGACCCGUCUCGGAUCUUUUUCGAAAUGCUGCUGCGGAAGGUGAAUGAGCAGGCAGCCAUCAUCGAGCGAAUAUUCCCCCGCCCCGAGGCUCCAUUCUGGGAGUUCGUCAACAAGGUACGGGAGGACAUCAUCAUGGAGUACACCACGUCGCUCUUUGAUGCGGCCCACGAGCGCUCUCUUGAGUCAUACCUGAAAGCUGUGUCUGGACUAUUCGAGCAGUCCCUGUUGUUUUUCGGAUCCCUGGUUCCUCCGGAGAGUUCGGCGGUUGAUAUCGAGGCAAAAUCCAAAGAGAUGACGAUGAGGGUAUUCGAGCCUCACAUCGACCUCUACUUGCAGGAGGAGAUCGACUUUUUCACCAGGCAUGCUGACGCCGAGGUGGGGACAUGGGAGAAGAGGCUAUCGGAGCAGGACGCUUCGGUCGAGUCGUUCUACAUGUCGAACUUCAACCGGCAGGCUGACAAGACCGAUUUUUUAAGCUCCUUCAAAAAGGUUGUCAUGAUGCCCGUGAGUGUGCUUCCGAGUUUCCCAAUGGGGGGUUCUUCGUCGACUGCGGCGGCGACCAAGCCUGCCGCCUCGUCAUCGCCAAACGGGUCCGGCGCGAACACGCUCGCCCAGCCUUCUCGGUCAGAAGGGCCGGGUCUCGGGGGAAGCAUGGACGGGAGGCGAAGUCCACUACCGGACAAAGCUCCCACGGACGAGCUAGCCGCGAAAGCAGCUCUGAUGGCGUCACGGCUCGAGGGUAUCAAGUCGCUCUUCAGCAUCGAGGUGGCCUUGAAUCUUGUGCACGCCGCACAGGCCAGCCUUGGGAGGGUGGCCCAGUUUAUCAAGCUUGGGGGUCAAUGUGGCGAAGAGGCGCGAGAGCAAUGCGAAGCCAUCUUCGUUGUUCUCCUUCGCAUUCUGGGGACGAAGCAUGUGCAACCUGGGUUCGAAAAGGCCGUCGCACACCUCUCGCAGUACAACCCGCGGGAGGUCAGCCAUCAUGACCAGUCGGGUGUUGCCCCUCUGGUCCAGUUCAUCGAGCUCGUGAACGUGGGUGAUCUUAUUUCGCAGAUGAUUGAAGUGUUCUACGAGCAGCAGCUGGCGGGGCCCAAGAUUGCCGACAAGAACGACUUUCUCGACCCGGCCGGCCUCGCCAAAAAGAAGUGGGAACAGAUGCUGGACGAGAGCGUCGCCGCUGGGCUGAACAAGGGCAUCGACGUGCUCAUGGAUGAGGUGGAGUACCUGCAGGGCUCGACGCAGCUACCGACCGACUAUCACCCGGAGCUCGAAUCGACGAACGGCAGCGCCAACGGCAACGGCAAUGGCAAUGGCAAUGGCAACGGCAUCGUCGGCACCGGGGGUGGUUUCUCGGCCGCGGGCAUCGUGGCGGACCCAGGCCCGACGGCGACGGCGACGCGCAUUGUGGAACUCGUGUCGUCGCACACGCGGAUGCUGGUGGGGACGACGGAAAAGACCAUGCUAGAUGUGUUCAACGGCGAGGUCGGGCUGCGGCUGUUCACGGCGGUGUGCAAGCACCUGAAGCGUCAGCGCGUCAGCACGGCCGGGGCCAUCAAGCUCAUCGCCGACAUGAACCUCUACUUCGAGUACAUCCGCACCCUGCGCAACCCGGACCUGCUGGCUUACUUCAAGGCGCUGCGGGAACUCAGCCAGAUCUACCUAAUCGAGCCCCGUCACGCAAAGGAGAUGGCCACUGUUAUCGCCGACGGCGACCGGUUCGGCGGCGUUUUUCGUGCCGAGGAGGUGUAUGAGUAUGCGCAGCGGCGUGCGGAUUGGUAUCAGGUGAAGAAUCGCGUGGAGAGGGCUAUGUACGGUCUGGAGUGCUCUCUGAUGUAAGGCGACCAGGGCGAGACUGAGCUGCCGAAAGAGGAUACGAGGGAAAAGGGAAGUCGAGAACUAAAAAAAAAUCGAAAAUCGAAAGUAAUGGAAUGCAUAUACUCGUGGGACGGCGUUUCUAAACCAUGUACGCGCCUCACCUUUGUAUAUAACUCCCCCACCCUGAAAUACUCCUUGAGAACCAGAAACGCCCCGAAACUCCUUUGCGUAACUAGC
Messenger RNA from Sodiomyces alkalinus F11, 3313 nucleotides. RefSeq names its product secretion pathway protein Sls2/Rcy1. The transcript is spliced from 2 exons. Gene Ontology annotation, cellular component: cytoplasm; exocyst. The coding region runs from base 359 to 3097 and encodes 912 amino acids. Gene Ontology annotation, molecular function: protein binding. Gene Ontology annotation, biological process: exocytosis; Golgi to plasma membrane transport. The record is from RefSeq and is a predicted model, not a curated record. NCBI's taxonomy places the organism in Eukaryota, Fungi, Ascomycota, Sordariomycetes, Glomerellales, Plectosphaerellaceae.